UAGAAUUUUCUUUUUUCUUAAAAAAAACAAAAAAUGGUUUUAUAGUUUUAGUAUGAUCCGAUCCCUUCGCGGAGGGGAAGAGAUUCCAAUUCAAAUUUCUCUUCUCUCAGCUCUCGAAUUUCUGACAGUCGAAAAUUCUCCAGAUCUCUUCGCUGGAUUCGUUUCCGGUUAAACGGAGAGGGAGAGAGGAGAGAAAGAGCAAUUGAUUAACCGGGGAAGAAGACGAAGGCGGCGACUUGAAAAGACAAAAUGAUAACGAUCCCAUACCUAACCGCUGUGUCCACCUACUUCAGCUACGGAUUGCUCUUUGCCUUUGGCCAGCUCCGUGAUUUCGUCCGUCGUUUCAUCGAUUGGUGGCUCGUUAGCAAUCUCCAGGGAUACGCGCCAAUCUGUCUGGGGCAUGAGGAUUUCUAUAUCAGGCGAUUGUAUCAUCGGAUUCAGGAUUGUUUUGAACGACCCAUUUCGAGUGCACCUGAUGCCUGGUUUGAUGUGGUCGAGCGUUACUCUAACGAUAACAACAAGACGCUAAAGCGAACAAUAAAGACUACCAGGUGCCUCAAUUUGGGCUCCUACAAUUAUCUUGGGUUUGGUUCCUUUGAUGAAUAUUGCACGCCUCGUGUUAUUGACUCGUUGAAGAAAUUUUCAGCAAGUACAUGCAGCUCUCGUGUUGAUGCAGGAACUACGUCUGUGCUUGCUGAACUUGAGGAAUGUGUUAUAGCACCUUCGCAUUUGGAACGUGUUUUGAGAGAACAAAUUGCAGAAGGACAACCUAGGACACAUCGACCAUGGAAGAAAAUUAUUGUUGUUGUUGAAGGUAUUUACAGCAUGGAAGGGGAGAUUUGUUAACUGCCCGAAAUUGUUGCGAUUUGCAAGAAAUAUAAGGCAUACGUUUACUUGGAUGAAGCUCACAGCAUUGGGGCAAUUGGUAAAACAGGAAAGGGUAUUUGUGAACUCCUGGGAGUUGACACAGCUGACGUGGAUGUAAUGAUGGGAACCUUCACUAAAUCUUUUGGGUCUUGUGGUGGCUAUAUUGCUGGAUCUAAGGAGCUCAUCCAAUAUUUGAAGCAUCAAUGUCCAGCUCACCUUUACGCUACAUCCAUACCAACUCCUUCCGCACAACAAAUCAUAUCUGCCAUUAAGGUUAUUCUUGGAGAGGACGGUUCAAACCGAGGGGCACAAAAGCUAGCAAGAAUACGAGAGAACAGCAACUUUUUCCGGGCUGAGCUGCAGAAGAUGGGAUUCGAGGUACUUGGAGAUAAUGAUUCCCCAGUCAUGCCAAUAAUGCUUUACAACCCAGCAAAAAUCCCAUCUUUCUCAAGGGAAUGUCUGCGACAAAAAGUGGCAGUGGUGGUUGUUGGUUUCCCAGCUACACCUCUACUGCUGGCUAGGGCACGUAUUUGCAUAUCCGCAUCUCAUUCAAGAGAAGAUCUUAUAAGAGCCCUCAAGGUUAUAAGCAAAGUAGGUGACCUUAGUGGAAUCAAAUAUUUUCCGGCAGAGCCGAAGAAGAUAGAAGAGACGAAAAAUGAUACCAAGCUGGAAUGAAGAAUGAUGCAAUGAAAUAAGAGUUCCCUCCAGGAAAACGGAAGCAAAUGCAGUGUCAAGUGUUAACUUCUCUCCAUAUCUCUCUCAUUUGAGGCGUUACACACAAAUCUGAUUUCUCAGGGAUCAAGCCGUUUCCUCUCAUAGUAAAAUCCAACUACUGCAUCUAUCAUCUAUGUGAUUCAUAUUCAUGUUUGUGUUUGGGGGGGAUUUGCCAAUAGUCCAAUUGUAUAGUAAUCUUAUUAAAAAAUACCUAUGAGGGAUAUUACUCCGAACGAAAACUAUGGUUGAUAUUAAUGGUCAAUAGCUUCCAAUAAAAAGCCAGAAGGUUCAAUCACAAUGGGCAAAUCUUGCUUCUUCUUCCUCUAAUACUAGAACAACUACUAACACUAAUAUAGCUAUUUGCUACAUUAAAACAGAACAUCAGAAGAUACAAAGAGAGAAAAAGCUUCAGACAUUGCAGUUA
Molecule: messenger RNA, 2005 nt
Organism: Eutrema salsugineum
Lineage: Eukaryota; Viridiplantae; Streptophyta; Magnoliopsida; Brassicales; Brassicaceae
Product: long chain base biosynthesis protein 2a
Biological process (GO): ceramide biosynthetic process; sphingosine biosynthetic process
Cellular component (GO): serine palmitoyltransferase complex
Molecular function (GO): pyridoxal phosphate binding; serine C-palmitoyltransferase activity
Source: RefSeq, a predicted model, not a curated record